This is a messenger RNA of Formica exsecta, 1183 nucleotides long. RefSeq names its product decapping and exoribonuclease protein-like. Lineage: Eukaryota; Metazoa; Arthropoda; Insecta; Hymenoptera; Formicidae. Gene Ontology annotation, molecular function: mRNA 5'-diphosphatase activity. The transcript has 3 exons. Gene Ontology annotation, cellular component: nucleus; cytosol. Bases 240 to 863 code for a protein of 207 amino acids. Gene Ontology annotation, biological process: nuclear-transcribed mRNA catabolic process; NAD-cap decapping. The record is from RefSeq and is a predicted model, not a curated record.
UAAUUAAAAAAUAAGUAUUAAUUAGGUUGGAUACUGAUUUUAUUUGCCGUCGUGGCGCAUUAAAAACAAUAUUAUGUACCCCUUAUGAAAGAUCUAAAAACUGGAUUAUUUGUGCUAGCAAAUACCGUGGUACGAUAUAUUUAUGCGAAUUUUACACAAAUGAAAAAGAACAUCGACAUGUCAAUGCAACUACACAAGAAAAACGAUUGAGUUCAUUGGGAUACAAGUUUGAACAAUAUAUGGUAGCAGAUCAACCAUCGCAUAAACCAAAUACAUCAGUACCUCUUAAUGAAUGUAAAAAAUUUUACUGUGUAAUUAAAGCAAAUUUUGGAGAUCAUUCAUUAUUAUAUGGAGCAGAAAUAGAUGCUAUUUCCUCACCACAGCCUAUAACGGAUACACUUAUUGGCAAAACAAUUGAAUUGAUUGAAUUGAAAACAUUACCAAUGAAAGUUUAUAAUGAAAUCGGCACAGUAUUGUACGAUAAAUAUGGCACAAUACCUUUUAAAACAGUAAUUAGAUGGUGGAGUCAGAAUUACUUAGCAGGAAUAGAAAGACUUAUAUGUGGAUUAAAAAAUAGAUAUGGGGAAGUGAAAAUGAUAAAAGAACAUCCUACGCAGAAUCUGCCAGAGCUUUCAAAACCUUGUUGUAAUGUGGGCAAAUGUAAAAAGUUUUGCAAAAUAUUUCUAGACCAUGUCAAAAAGUUUGUCAUCAAAGAUUAUAAUGAGUGCAUGUAUAAGUUUUACUAUGAUGCAUCUAAUGAUGUCAUAAAUUAUAGUGAAGAAGCUUCUAAUGACGAAAUGUAUUUCUUCUUAAAGUCAUGGUUUGUUGAAAAAGCAGAAAAUUAUAACAGUACUUUUCAGUAAAUACAUAAAUCUAAAGAAUAUUUUUUAUAUAAGGAAAGACGCACGUCAUGUGAAAAAAAUAGAUAGAUGCGCAAAUGCCAUGAAGUUAAUAAAAUAAACAAUUUUAUUUUAUGUGUUAUUGAAAUAAGAAAUAUGACUUUCUUUUUCUAUAGAAUAUGUAUGUGAAAUUAUUUUAAUGAUAACUUUCUAGUUUGUUAAUAUUUGAUAAAAAUUACUUUAUAUUUUAUAUAAAUGUUUACAAUUAAAUAUAAUAGGUUCACAUGUUUACUUUGACUGUACUUACUUGAACAAAAUAAAGAUUUUAUUGCAUAUAUAUCAAA